Peromyscus leucopus (white-footed mouse) is the source of this 7689-nucleotide messenger RNA. It is a transcript of the gene Agrn, whose product is annotated as agrin. Lineage: Eukaryota; Metazoa; Chordata; Mammalia; Rodentia; Cricetidae. The record is from RefSeq and is a predicted model, not a curated record. Gene Ontology annotation, molecular function: calcium ion binding; laminin binding. The transcript has 38 exons. Gene Ontology annotation, biological process: G protein-coupled acetylcholine receptor signaling pathway; receptor clustering. The coding region runs from base 562 to 6420 and encodes 1952 amino acids.
ACUGCCCCAGCCCAGCGAGGACAAGAAGAGCUGCACUGCCUGCCGCUGCUGUUGCUGCCGCCGCCGCUGCCACUGCCACUGGAGGUGGGCAGGCGCCUCCGCGAUUCUUUAUUCUCUCUCCAAAGCCAAGCCCGUUGCUCCUCCCGCUGCUGCCAUCGUGCUCCCGCCUCUGCUAGGCAGGAGCAGACAGGCCCUGCACCGGCGCCCCUGGUCUUUGGGGCCUUCCCUGCAUUUCAGACUCCAGGAGCUACAGAGGACAGCACUGGCUAGUGGGCGGAAGAAUUGUAGCCAACAGGGGUUGCCUUGGCUCUCCAUCAUCGUUUGCCUGCUUCUGAGCUCACAUUUGGGAUUUCUACUUGGAGAGAAUUCUGCUUAUCUCCCACCAUGAUCCUGGAGGGCUGGGGAGGGCCCAGUGCUCCCCCAGCCAUAACUGGCUAAACUUUGAGAUCACAGCUGCCAUCUGCUGCUCCAGGGCACCCAGCAUGGGGGGAGUAGCUCCGAAGAGGCCCAAGGGCACUCCAUAAGAACCCCCACACCCAAGAAGUGGGCUAGAGCUGUAUCAUGCCUCCUCUGCCACUGGAACACAGGCCCAGGCAGCAGCCUGGUGCCUCCUUGCUGGUUCGGUACUUCAUGAUCCCCUGCAACAUCUGCUUGAUCCUGUUGGCUACUUCCACGCUGGGCUUUGCGGUGCUGCUUUUCCUCAGCAACUACAAACCUGGAACCCACUUCACAGCAGCGCCUCCUAUGCCUCCUGAUGUAUGCAGGGGAAUGUUAUGUGGCUUUGGUGCUGUAUGUGAACCCAGUGUUGAGGAUCCAAGCCAGGCCUCCUGUGUGUGCAAGAAGAAUGUCUGCCCUGCUACUGUGGCUCCUGUGUGUGGUUCGGAUGCCUCUACCUAUAGCAACGAGUGUGAGCUACAGCGUGCACAGUGCAACCAGCAACGGCGUAUCCGCCUACUUCGCCAAGGACCAUGUGGGUCCCGGGACCCCUGUGCCAAUGUGACCUGCAGUUUUGGCAGCACCUGUGUACCCUCAGCCGAUGGACAGACUGCCUCAUGCCUGUGCCCUACUACCUGCUUUGGGGCCCCUGAUGGCACUGUGUGUGGCAGUGAUGGUAUUGACUAUCCUAGUGAGUGCCAGCUGCUGCGUCAUGCCUGUGCCCGCCAGGAGCACAUCUUCAAGAAGUUUGACGGCCCUUGUGACCCCUGCCAGGGCAGCGUGUCGGACCUGAACCACAUCUGCCGUGUGAACCCACGUACACGGCACCCAGAGAUGCUUCUGCGGCCAGAGAACUGCCCUGCCAAGCACACACCUAUCUGUGGAGAUGAUGGGGUUACCUAUGAAAAUGACUGUGUCAUGGGCCGUACUGGUGCAACCCGUGGCCUGCUUCUCCAGAAAGUACGCUCUGGCCAGUGCCAGCCUCGAGACCAGUGCCAGGAGACUUGCCAGUUCAACUCUGUGUGCCUAUCCCGCCGUGGCCGUCCCCACUGCUCCUGCGAUCGUGUCAUCUGUGAUGGUGCUUACAGGCCUGUGUGUGCCCAGGAUGGGCACACAUAUGACAAUGACUGCUGGCGCCAACAGGCUGAGUGUCGGCAACAGCUUGCCAUUCCCCCCAAGCACCAGGGCCCGUGUGACCAGACCCCAUCCCCAUGCCAUGGAGUGCAGUGUGCAUUUGGGGCAAUAUGCACAGUGAAGAAUGGGGAAGCUGUGUGUGAGUGCCAGCAGGUGUGCUCGGGUAUCUACGAUCCUGUGUGCGGCAAUGAUGGUGUCACUUAUGGCAGUAUAUGCGAGCUGGAAUCCAUGGCCUGUGCCCUCAAGCGGGAAAUCCGGGUGGCCCGCAGAGGACCCUGUGACCGAUGUGGCCAGUGCCGUUUUGGAUCCCUGUGCGAGAUGGAGACUGGACGCUGUGUGUGCCCCUCUGAAUGUGUGGCCUCAGCCCAGCCUGUAUGUGGCUCUGAUGGGCGCACAUAUGCUAGUGAAUGCGAACUGCAUGUCCAUGCCUGUACACACCAGAUCAGCCUACAUGUGGCCUCAGCUGGACACUGCCAGACCUGUGGAGACACAGUUUGUGCCUUUGGGGCUGUGUGCUCAGCUGGACAGUGUGUAUGUCCCCGUUGUGAGCACCCCCCACCUGGCCCUGUGUGUGGCAGUGAUGGUGUUACCUACCUUAGUGCCUGUGAGCUACGAGAAGCUGCGUGUCAGCAGCAGGUACAAAUUGAGGAGACCCGUGCAGGGCCAUGUGAGCAGGCUGAGUGUGGCUCUGGGGGCUCUGGUUCUGGGGAAGACAAUGAGUGUGAGCAGGAGCUAUGCCGGCAGCAUGGUGGUAUCUGGGAUGAGGACUCAGAGGAUGGGCCAUGUGUCUGCGACUUCAGCUGCCAGAGUGUCCUUAGAAGCCCAGUGUGUGGCUCAGAUGGGAUCACCUAUAACACUGAGUGUGACCUGAAGAAGGCCAGAUGUGAAUCACAGCAAGAACUAUAUGUUGCUGCUCAGGGAGUCUGCCAUGGCCCUACCUUGGCUCCAUUGCUACCUAUGGCCCUCCCCCACUGUGCCCAAACCCCCUAUGGCUGCUGCCAAGACAAUGUCACUGCUGCCCAGGGUGUAGGCUUCGCUGGCUGUCCAAGCACCUGCCAUUGCAACCCACACGGCUCCUAUAGUGGCACCUGUGACCCAGCUACAGGCCAGUGCUCCUGCCGACCAGGUGUGGGAGGCCUUAGGUGUGAUCGCUGUGAGCCUGGCUUCUGGAACUUCCGUGGCAUUGUCACUGAUGGUCAUAGUGGUUGCACUCCCUGUAGCUGUGACCCUCGAGGUGCCGUGAGAGAUGACUGUGAGCAGAUGACUGGACUGUGUUCCUGUAGACCUGGUGUGGCUGGUCCCAAGUGUGGGCAGUGUCCAGAUGGUCAAGCCCUGGGCCAAAUGGGCUGUGAAGCAGAUUCCAUGACACCUGUGACUUGUGUGGAGAUACACUGUGAGUUUGGUGCCUCCUGCGUAGAGGAGGCUGGUUUUGCCCACUGUGUCUGCCCAGCUCUCACAUGUCCAGAGGCUAACUCUACCAAGGUCUGUGGAUCAGAUGGUGUCACAUAUGGCAAUGAAUGCCAGCUGAAGACUAUUGCCUGUCGCCAAGGCCUAGACAUCUCCAUUCAGAGUCUUGGCCCAUGCCAGGAGAUUGUUGUUCCUGGAGCUUCCCCAGCAUCUGCAUCUAUGACCACCCCAAGGCAUGUUCUGAGCAAGGCACUGCCAUCCCCCAACAGUGGCCUUCCUCUGGCUCCCAGUAGUACCAUCCAUGAUUGGCCCACCCCACUACCCACAUCACGACCUCAGACUACAGUCAGCAUCCCCAGGAGCACUGCAUGGCCUGUACUGACUGUGCCUCCAACAGCACCCACUGAUGUAACCAGUCUUGCCACAUCAAUCUUCAGUGAAUCUGGCAGCACCAAUGGGAGUGGCGACGAGGAGCUGAGCGGAGAUGAGGAGGCCAGUGGGGGCGGGUCUGGGGGACUGGAGCCCCCUGUGGGCAGCAUUGUGGUGACCCAUGGGCCACCCAUUGAGAGGGCUUCCUGCUACAACUCACCUUUGGGCUGCUGUUCAGAUGGCAAGACACCCUCACUGGACUCAGAAGGCUCCAACUGUCCUGCUACCAAGGCAUUCCAGGGAGUGCUGGAGCUUGAGGGGGUCGAGGGACAGGAGCUGUUCUACACACCUGAGAUGGCUGACCCCAAGUCAGAGUUGUUUGGGGAGACUGCAAGGAGCAUUGAAAGCACGCUGGACGACCUAUUCCGGAAUUCAGAUGUCAAGAAGGACUUCUGGAGUGUCCACCUACGGGACCUGGGGCCUGGCAAAUUAGUCCGUGCCAUUGUGGAUGUUCACUUUGACCCUACCACAGCCUUCCAGGCACCAGAUGUAGGCCGGGCCCUGCUCCGACAGAUCCAGGUAUCCAGACCAUGGGCCCUGGUGGUGAGAAGGCCUCUGCAGGAGCAUGUACGAUUCUUGGACUUUGACUGGUUCCCCACUUUCUUUACGGGAGCUGCCACAGCCAGAGCCACCACUGUGAGCCGACUGCUAGCCUCUGCUGUCACCCCACGAGUCUACCCCAGUCACACCAGCUGGCCUAUUGGCAGAACCACAGCACCACUAACCACACGCCGGCCACCUACAACUGCCCCUAGCACUGACCAGCCUCAGACCCCAGGCCCUCAACAGCCCCCAAAGUCCUGUGAUUCCCAACCUUGCCUCCAUGGAGGCACCUGCCAGGACCAGGAUUCUGGCAAGGGCUUCACCUGCAGCUGCACUGUAGGCAGGGGUGGCACUGUCUGUGAGGAGGUACAAUUCCCCUCUGUGCCAGCUUUUGAGGGCCACUCCUUCUUGGCAUUCCCCACCCUCCGGGCCUACCACACACUACGUCUGGCAUUGGAAUUCCGGGCACUGGAGAAUGAAGGACUGCUACUCUACAAUGGAAAUGCACAUGGCAAAGACUUCCUGGCUCUGGCUCUGCUGGAUGGACAUGUACAGUUCAGGUUUGACACAGGCUCAGGGCCGGCAAUACUAACGAGCUCAGUGCCAGUGGAACCAGGACGAUGGCACCGCCUAGAAUUGUCACGGCAUUGGCGGCAGGGCACACUUUCUGUGGAUGGCGAGACUCCUGUUUUGGGUGAAAGUCCCAGUGGCACUGAUGGCCUCAACUUGGACACAAACCUCUUUGUAGGUGGUGUCCCAGAAGAACAGGCUGCCAUGGUGCUUGAUCGGACCUCUGUGGGCAUCGGCCUGAAAGGAUGCAUUCGUAUGCUGGACAUCAACAACCAGCAGCUGGAGCUUAGCAACUGGAAGGGGGCUGUGGUCCUAAGCUCUGGUGUGGGAGAAUGUGGAAACCACCCCUGCUUGCCUAGCCCCUGCCAUGGUGGGGCCCUGUGCCAGGCACUGGAGGCUGGCAUGUUCCUCUGUCAGUGCCCACCUGGCCGAUUUGGCCCGACUUGUGCAGAUGAAAAGAGCCCCUGCCAGCCAAACCCCUGCCAUGGGGCAGCCCCCUGCCGUGUGCUUUCCAUGGGUGGGGCCAAGUGUGAGUGCCCCCUGGGACGAAGAGGUGCCUUCUGCCAGAUAGUCCUAGAGACUGGUGCUGGCUCCCGGCCCUUCCUGGCUGACUUUAGUGGCUUCUCCUACCUGGAACUAAAAGGCCUGCACACCUUCGAGAGAGACCUGGGGGAGAAGAUGGCACUGGAGAUGGUGUUCUUGGCUCGUGGGGCCAGUGGCUUACUCCUCUACAAUGGGCAAAAGACAGAUGGCAAGGGGGACUUUGUGUCCCUGGCCCUGCAUAACCGGCACCUGGAGUUCCGCUAUGACCUUGGCAAGGGGGCUGCAGUCAUCAGGAGCAAGGAGCCCAUAGCCCUGGGCACCUGGAUCAAGGUAUCCCUGGAACGAAAUGGCCGCAAAGGUGCCCUUCAAGUAGGCGAUGGGCCCCGAGUGCUAGGGGAGUCUCCGAAAUCCCGCAAGGUGCCUCACACAAUGCUCAACCUCAAGGAGCCCCUCUAUGUUGGAGGAGCUCCUGACUUCAGCAAGCUGGCCCGGGGAGCUGCAGUGUCUUCUGGCUUUGAUGGGGCCAUCCAGCUGGUGUCUCUAAGCGGCCACCAGCUGCUGACUCAGGAGCAUGUAUUGCGGGCAGUGGACAUCUCACCUUUUGCAGACCACCCUUGUACCCAGGCCUCAGGCAACCCCUGCUUUAAUGGGGGUUCAUGUAUCCCAAGGGAAGCCACUUAUGAAUGCCUGUGUCCUGGGGGCUUCUCUGGGCUGCACUGCGAGAAGGGGCUAGUUGAGAAGUCAGUGGGGGACCUAGAAACACUGGCCUUUGAUGGGCGGACCUACAUCGAAUACCUCAAUGCUGUGAUUGAGAGCGAGCUGACCAAUGAGAUUCCACCCCCUGAAACUCUGGAUUCCGGGGCCCUUUUCAGUGAGAAGGCACUACAGAGCAACCACUUUGAAUUGAGCUUGCGCACUGAGGCCACUCAGGGGCUAGUACUGUGGAGUGGCAAAGCCACAGAACGUGCAGACUAUGUGGCUCUGGCCAUUGUGGAUGGACACCUGCAGCUGAGCUAUGACUUAGGUUCCCAGCCAGUUGUGCUGCGCUCCACUGUGAAGGUCAAUACCAACCGCUGGCUUCGAGUCAGGGCUCACAGGGAACAGAGGGAAGGUUCUCUUCAGGUGGGCAAUGAAGCCCCUGUGACUGGCUCUUCCCCGUUGGGUGCCACACAACUGGACACAGAUGGAACCCUGUGGCUUGGAGGCCUGCAGAAGCUGCCAGUGGGGCAGGCUCUACCCAAGGCCUAUGGCACAGGUUUUGUGGGCUGUCUGCGAGAUGUGGUAGUGGGCCAUCGCCGGUUGCACCUGCUGGAGGAUGCUGUCACCAAACCAGAGCUAAGGCCCUGCCCCACUCCCUGAGCUACUACCACCAGAGCUCCCACCCUCCCUACUGUAAUUAUUUUUUAUUUUUGUAAACUUGUUGCUUUUUUAUAUGAUUUUCUUGCCUGCACGUUGGCCAGAAGGACUGUUGGCCUGGCCUCCUUUCCGUCCAGGCAGCUGUGCUGCAGAAACAAAGUGGUGCUGAGGGACUCAUAAGUAGAUCGUGGCAACCUAGAACCCUUGACUUUGAAGGCAGCCUUAGGACACACUCCUCUGUCUAAGGUACCAUGCCUCAGACUCUUGCACUGUACAUCCCUACCUGCCCAUUUGUAUUGGUCUUUUGGGUCUCCUGGACCAUUGGCAAGCCCUAUUCCCAUGUUAUUAAUGCUUUAUUGGAUGAGAACUGUGUCCCUGAGCAGGAGGGAGCUGUUGGAGCUGAAGAGGCUCUUCAUUAGAGCAAGUACCAUUGGGUCCUUUGUAGGUUUCCACUUAAGCUGCUCUCCUGCAUAUGCUGAGGACCAGCCUCAUCCCAGGCUAGCCUGGACCCCUAGUGCUUCCUGUACCAAUACUGUGAUUUAGAAAAGUUAUUAAUAUCGGGGCAUCAUUUUACUUCCCCAAAUGUGUCUGCCUAUCCCAGGGUGCUGGAAACAAGCCAGGCUUCAUCUAAGUUGUCUUGACUGGCCCUCAGCUGGCCCUACCCACCUACCCAGCCACUGUGGACACAGCCAUCCUUUCUCUAAACACCAGGCCACUUAGGAGUCCCUAAGAGGGAGUGGGUAACUAUGGGAUGUGGUUGACCUCCAUUGCCUACCUGCCUGAGCAGUCAGCUGCAUCUGUCUCUCAAAAGAUAUCUAAGCCAGACUUCUAACCAUAUUCUUUAAGCAUUGAUUUUACUUGAUUUCUGAUCUGGAAGUGUUGUCAUUCCUGUUUUAACUCACAGCAACCAUUAAUUGGUCUGAUGUGAGGGCAACCCUCAGUUGGUCCAUUGUAAGGGUAGUUAUUCUUGUCUGAAUGACAGUUAUCUGCCCAAUGUCCAGCCAAGGGCAAGUACAGGGGUAGCAGAGGUGGCUAUAGAGCCAAAAAUGCCUUAAACUACAGCAACCAUCUGUUUCUCCACUCCCUGUCCUUAAUGUCCGGCACAGUCAUUUUGGGAGAAAGACCAGACAGAUCUGGGUUGGGGGCAGCCUGACAUUUUUCCUGCUGUGGUGGUCCAAGGCUGGAAGGAGCUGCAUGGUAUCUUGUUACUAACUCCAGUAUGUGUCUAUGUCAAAUACCAUAAAAUAAAGUGUGAAAACUUUAAAACAGGGA